Messenger RNA from Tribolium madens (black flour beetle), 744 nucleotides. Its product is annotated as protein C10. The record is from RefSeq and is a predicted model, not a curated record. Gene Ontology annotation, biological process: post-embryonic development. The coding region runs from base 215 to 592 and encodes 125 amino acids. NCBI's taxonomy places the organism in Eukaryota, Metazoa, Arthropoda, Insecta, Coleoptera, Tenebrionidae. The transcript has a single exon.
UUUUAUCAUAACGUCAAAACUGACAAUUGACAGCUUGACAAAUUAGAAUAACAUUGGUUAGAAUACGAAAUCAAAAUUACAAUUUCAUAACUAAACUUAUUUUUUCCUUAAUAUUUGAUUCUCCGAAAUAAUUUUAUGUUUUUGGAGGCGUGCCUCUGUGGAUCCCCUUUGUAAACAACGCUAAAAGUGUGGUUAUGUCGGUUUAUGUCAAACAAUGGCCCGUUCUGAGACAAUCCCCGUUUUGACUUCAGAACUCGCAGUAGAAAUCCUCAACAAGACCUUAGAAGAACUACAAACGCCCCAAAAUGUGAAAAAACUCGAUGAAGCGAAAGACAAUGUGGGCAACGAGAUGUUAAAAAUGAUGCAGUUUUUGUUCCCCAUCGUGAUGCAAGUGCAAAUGGAUGUGAUAAAAGAGUUUGGGUUUCCGAAUGGUCGUGACGGCAUAAUCAAGUUCGCCCAAAUGUUGCGAAGUUUGGAGCGAGAAGACGCUGAAGUAGCGAGACUUAACGCCCUGAUCAAGACUUACUACUUGCCCCCUGUGGCUGUAAACACGAGUGAAUCCCCGGCCGAGGAAAGGACCAGCAGUAGUUGAUUUGAAUAAACAGCUUUGUACUAAAAAAAAUACGUUUUAUUGUGCAAGUCUAAAAGAAAAUUAUUUGGAUACAAAAUAUGUAAAAAUAUGUUCCCUAUUUUACUCCUGAGCAAUAUAAACUACUUUAAGUAUUAAACAAAGCCGAGAAACGA